AUGAGACCACAUGCGUAUAACGGACCGAAAACCGGGCCGGGUGAAGCAGGGAAUUCAAGAAGGGGUGCAGAGCCAUAUGCAGAUCCACACGGUCAUGCUUCGCCUGCAGUGAGGCGACUUCAGCGUGUACUGCGUUUAUCACGCCCGUAUAUCCUAGCGGCAGAACAGGCAGAACGAGCUGACCCAGACGAACCGAACGAUGAGGCGGCCCAACGAGAGCAAGCUGAACGAGCGCUAGCUGAACAAGAGACAGCUGAACAAGGGCUAGUGGAACAAGUGCAAGCAGUGCAAACGGGUCAAGAUGGACAGCAAGUUGACCAAGCAAUGCAACAACUGGUUGAAGAGAGGCAUGCCAUCAGCCCGGAAGAAGAGCAAGAAACAGCUGUAACGGCAGAGGAAGGACAGGCUGAACAGCCCGAGACACAGCCUACUGCACCACAGGUUAAGGAUGAAGCAAGAGAACCGGAUCAAGCAGGCCGAUCGAGACGAGGGCAAGGAAGAAGGCGAGGGCGCGGCCGAAGGGCAGCACCUGGAUCCGGAUCCGGACGUGGGCAAGCUACAGAGCAGCGCCCGGAAGUAAUUCGGACACGAGAGAGAGGAGUAGGGCGAGGUCGAGCUGCUGAACAACGACCUGAAGCUAAUAGAGCCCGAGGAACGGGGCGACGGCGCCCACGAGGACGAGAACGAGGACAGGGGCAGGGGCAAGGUGCAAUCCCAGAGCUAGAGCAAAGGCUGGAACAACAGCCAUUGGGAGAGCUGAAUUCUGAGCCGUUGCUGGUACAACCUGUUGUCAAUCCGGAACCCCAAUUCGAAGCCCGGGUUGAGACAGAAGCACAGGUCGAGAUAGAAGCACGGGUAGUUACACCCGGACAGCCUCAGGCACGAGUUGGUGAACAGUUGGUACGUGAGCAGGUGAUUCAACAGGAGCUCACGGACAUCCUGGCACAACAAGAGAGUCAACCAGAAUUGCCACCUGUACCGGCGCCUGUACCCGCACCGGCGGAGACAAUACCGCCCCAGCUAAUGCAUCUACGACACCUACCGGCUCCCGAGGUACGGCCCCAUAUGGCACACUCCCAGAGGGUACAAGCACUACUUCAGGAGCAGCAACAAGACCUUCUCCGCCAGCAACAUGCGCGGCAAGCAAGGGAGGAAGAGCUGGCUCAAUGGCCAGAGAUUGCGAGUCAUCGGGAAAGUUUGCAACGGGUGCAGGUGACUUUGCGUACGAGGGAGCUGCAGAUGAUAGGUGAGGCUCGAGAGGGACAGCCGGAACCGGAGAUUCGAAGGGUGGAGUUGGCAGUGCAUCAGGGCCAGGUCCGAGAAGUAGAGGAGUUGCAGGAACAGAUGCAAUCAAUGCAAGCACAGCAGCAACAGUUGCUUGAGAUGAGAUUACAGGAGGCGAUGAACGAACCGCUUGAGGAUCCGCAGCAACGACAACACCAAGAAGAAGAUGCCGGACAGCCUAAUUUUCGGGAGACGUCUGUUGAAGGACAACAACAGCUGCAACCACAGCUUCCGGAGUCGAAUAGAAUAGAGUCUAUACCGCAACCGAUAUACGAUGGUAUGCAGCCUAAUGGGAUGGCGUUUCCGAGAACUGAGUUUGCGAGAAGGUCGGUGUCACUGCUAGUUAUACCACUGGAUGUACGGCAAGAAUUAAUUCAAGCUAGCCCUGAAGACGAGGAUGGUGAAUAUGAUGGCGGUGUUGCACUUGGACAGGAGAAUAUGGACUGGAAUGGCAACGACAAUCGCUAUGGAAAUGGCGACGGCAAUGGCAAUGGCUAUGUGAAUGGCAACACCAAUGGCUAUGUGAAUGGCAACGGCAAUGAUUAUGGGAAUGGUUAUGGCAAUGGCUACAGCAACGGCUAUGUGAAUGGAAAUGCAAACGGGGAUGCGAAUGGGAGCGAAGAGAUGAGUGAGACCGAGGUUAGGUUUGCAAUUGAAGAAGCGGUACAGCUGCGGACGUGGGCGCAGCUCGAGGAGAUCCAACAAGACCACACGAGAAGAGAAUUCCAGGGUAGCAACGGUAUGGAUGCCGCAGCCGCAUCCAGACUACUAAGUCGGUGGUCGGGCCGACGCGUCUACCCGACGACUCAGUUUCCAGCCGUGCCAGAGUACCAUCCGCACUAUCGAAACGAGGGCUUCUACCCCGUGAGCCGAGGGGUAUCGGAGGCUCUCUCGGACGUGCGAGCGGCACGUAUGGAGGAAGGCGAGCACAUCGUCGACGAGGAGGAGUUCGAGUACUUCAAUUUGGGCUCGGGCCGGAGCGAGCAACUGGUGCAUGACGGGCCAGCUGGGGACCAGGAUGAGUUGACAGAAGACAACCUGCAGGUUGGGAUGGUGCUUAUAGCGCAGACCACGCCGGCGGAGUAUGAGCACUGGAAGACCCGUCGGGAUACCCAGGCUACUUGGGCGGAGGUGAAGCUUGGAGAGGAGAUGGCUAGGCUGAGGGUCCGGAUGGAGAGGUGGGAGGCGACGGUGAGGUGGAUGUGGCAGAUGGCGGAGGUGUGGGAGCGAGACGGCGGGUUUGAGAAAAUAGUUGAGUUUGAUGCUGAUGUUUUGGAAGCGAUGAGAUUGGAUGGGGAGGUGAGUGAUGACGACGAGCUAGUUGGGUUCAUGGACGAUUUGGAUGUGAGUGUUACUACGACGGACUAUGAUGCUGUAUAUUGUUAA
Trichophyton benhamiae CBS 112371 is the source of this 2670-nucleotide messenger RNA. RefSeq lists its product as uncharacterized. The record is from RefSeq and is a predicted model, not a curated record. Bases 1 to 2670 code for a protein of 889 amino acids. Lineage: Eukaryota; Fungi; Ascomycota; Eurotiomycetes; Onygenales; Arthrodermataceae. The transcript has a single exon.